UACGUUCUAGAGGGACGGGAGGGAGUAGAGCUUCCAAGGGCUGCAUGUCUAACAACUUCCCGGGUGAUCCGUAUGCUGCUAGUGCAGGGACCACUCUCUGAACCACAAGCCUGUUGAGCUCCACGCUACAGAUUUUGCUGAGUUUGCUGAUUGCAUCCCUGAAGUGUUCACCUGUGUCCUGCAUUUCCCAUAAAUUGGCAUCUUGAAGCUUGACUGAAUUCCUCAGGUCAGUUGUUUUGGCAAGAAUCCUUCACAGGCAGUGCUGUCCACUUUCUACUGCAUGGCAUCGGGAGGACUGUCAUGUCUGGCUGCCCCACUUCUAGUGAUGUUAGGUGUGUAGAGUGGUGGGCCUGACCUUUCCGUUCUUGAGAUCUCUGUCGGUAGUUUUAGUAGCCGUUGAUAGAACCAUUGUCCAGAUUAGUGGUUCUUAAAGCUGACUGCAUGUCACCUAGAAGGAUUCUAAAAAACACUGAUGCCAGAGUCCUUUUCCAAAUCAGUGAGGGACUCAGGCAGGGGGACAAGGGAAGAAGGAGAGAGAGAACAUGCGUGUGUACUUGGGCACCUGCGUGUGUUUUAAGCCCCCAAAGAGGUGAUUCUAAUAGGUUCCACAUAGGGGGCUGAAAAGCAAUAGGUCUAGGUGACUUUUUUUUUUCAUUCUGGUUUCCAACCUAUCAAUCUAUCCUUUUUUCUUCACUUAUUUUGCUGAGCUCUUAAUGGGUAGAAGUGCUCUUUUAAAGACUGAGCCAGGUGACAUGUUGCAAAAUAAAUCAGGUCCCACUCCUAGCAAGAAGCCACUCACGACUCUCCACACAGCCUCCCGUGCUCCCAGCGACCCACCUCUCCAGGGACCCCAAGCUACUUUUGAAUGUCCAGAGCCUGUCUCCCCACCAAGGCUACCCCCUCAUGUCCCACAAGCCUCACAGGUGAUCCUGGGGGUGACGUGGAUGGGCUUUUAAUUUCUGUACUACUUCACCAUUUUUAAGCGAGCGACGGUUUUCUUCUAAAAAGGCUAUUUUCAUUUUCAGAGGAAAAAGAAAGUGUGAAAAAAACCCACCGUGCCUAACUCUGCACUUUUGCCUGAAAUCCUAAUGAGUCAUCGAAAAUCCUCUCAAAUCCUGUCUCCAGGUUCCGGAGGACACCUGAAUUAAAGUCCCGAGAUUAAUUUGGAAAGGGAAAAGCAUCAGCCUCCCCUAAUCUCACCCAGUUUUGCCAGUCUGGGCUGUGCUGGCAAGAGGAGGGAGGAGGAUCUGUCUGGAUAAAAAGGGAAAGGAUUGGAAAGCUAGAAGGUCAUCACAUGCUACAGGAGGAAAAGCUGGAAGCCUUAAGCAUGGCGGGGAAACCCAAGCUUCACUACUUCAAUGGCCGAGGCCGAAUGGAGUCCAUCCGGUGGCUCUUGGCUGCAGCAGGAGUAGAGUUUGAAGAACUUUUUGAAACACGUGAAGAAUUUGAGAGAUUAAUCCAAGGUGGAACCCUGAUGUAUGAACAAGUGCCCAUUGUCCAAAUCGAUGGAAUGAAUUUGGUAGAAACCAGAGCUAUCCUACGAUACCCAGCUGCAAAAUACAACUUGUACGGAAGGAACCUACAGGAACAAGCCUGGAUUGACAUGUAUGUAGAGGGCUUGAGGGACCUGAGCGACAUGAUUAUGUUCUUUCCACUCUCCCUGCCUGGAGAAAAGGAGAUGAAUCUUGAAUACAUCCUUGAAAAAGCCACUACAAGAUUCUUCCCUGUCUAUGAGAAGGCACUCAGAGACCAUGGGCAAGAUUUCCUCGUGGGCGAUUGGCUGAGCUGGGCUGAUAUACAGCUCCUAGAAGUCAUCUUAAUGGCGGAAGAGUGCAAAGCCAGUGUCCUAGCAGGCUUCCCUCUGCUACAGGAUGAAAAGCUGAGACCCAGAAAGAAUAAAGGACCUUCCAAAGAACCUAUAACCAACCAGUCAGUGGGAGAACUGGGCUCGAAGUCAGGUCUCUUGACGUUUAGUCUGGGGCCUAAAAGUAAAUGCCGUGGACAGUGUCCUAACUCUACCUAAAAAUGAAGUGGUGAUUUGGGACAAAAUGGACAAAAUCAUUUUUGUUUCAGAAUUCUUACUGUGGAGGAAGAGCUCCCAGUCUCUUUCUUGAAUAAUCGAACAUCUAAAUGUUGAACAUGAUUUGAGUAUAGAGAGAGGACACUAAAAUGAGAGAAAUGGGUUUAAAACAGAAUGCAUUUUAUUUGAAUAUUGAAUAGAUUGUUAGUACGUAGACAGCGCUGAGAAUAGAGGUUUUUUUUUAAAGGGGAAAAUAAAACUGGCAGCAAUAAAAUUAAAAUGCAAGAACUAUAAUUUCUAAUAUAACACAAAGGACAAGCAGUUACAUCAGCACCUUUUGUGAAGGUCACUUCUGGCAUUCCAUUAUCUGGGAACUUACAGUUUCAUUUAAACUUCAGAAAGGAGUAUUUGGAAUUGUCAAAAAAAAAAAAAAAACAAACCAAACCCUUACAUAUAUAAAAGUAGACACGGUAACCGAAAGCAUGUAUAAUGAUUUAUUGAAUAUCUUUAACGAGGCCAUUAUCUGACAAGUAGAAAACAGUUGAGUUUUCGGUUUAAAAAAAAAUCCCUCAAACUGGUGUUCAUUUUGGAGCGUUUCUGUUGUUUGUAAUGUAAAAUAAGACACGUAAUAUUCCACCUUGAAGUUUAUCUUUUAAAUCCAAAGUGUAUGCUCUGCCCGUUACA
Molecule: messenger RNA, 2704 nt
Organism: Lutra lutra (Eurasian river otter)
Lineage: Eukaryota; Metazoa; Chordata; Mammalia; Carnivora; Mustelidae
Product: glutathione S-transferase-like
Exons: 8
Coding region: 1295-2023 (242 amino acids)
Biological process (GO): glutathione metabolic process; xenobiotic metabolic process
Molecular function (GO): glutathione transferase activity
Source: RefSeq, a predicted model, not a curated record